This is a messenger RNA of Hymenoscyphus albidus, 306 nucleotides long. Lineage: Eukaryota; Fungi; Ascomycota; Leotiomycetes; Helotiales; Helotiaceae. The record is from the annotation of a GenBank genome assembly.
AUGCAAUUCAUCAACAUCCCAACUGCUCUCCUCCUCCUCACCUCUGUUCUCUCUGUCACUGCUGCUCCUGUUGCGCUUGAUGGCCUUCAAGCCUCCUCGUAUGUUCCCCCUCCAUGAUCAGCUCUUCUCUGCUAACCUCAUCCCAAUAGUCAGUACGAGAAGUGUAAGAAGGAGCUCACUCCUGAAAACAUCAACAAAGACAUCGCUAGGCACAAUGGCCAAACCCUCUCUCCAGAGGAAACGCAGGCGGAUAUCAAAAAGCAUGCCGCAGAAUAUGGACUUGACAAGCCCAAGGGUGGUCAUUAA